GUGUUGAAGCAGUGCUUUCUCACUCUCUCUUGGUGUUGCAGCAGUGCUUUCUCACUCUCUCUUGGUGUUGCCUAACCCCUUUUCUCACUUUCUGUUGGUAUUGCAUUAACUUUGUCUUUUUUUGAAUUCUUUCCUAGGGGAGCAGAAAAUGGAAUCCAUAGAAAAAUGGAACAAAGACUUCAUUGCACUUAAACUGUUGGACGAAAAGUUACAUUUAAAGAGAAAUGGCACGACAGGUGUGAUUUCGAAGCAUCUUCACCAAACAUUUAAGAUCCACAAUUAUUUACAGUCGACCAUUACCCGCUCAGAAUGUGGCACAGGUUCCUGUCCAAACCUAAUCAUGAGUAGAAGCGAGCAGCCCAAAAAGAAGCCGGCGAUCAUGGCCUUAACUCCCCAGCUCCCUGUGCGAACCCACCGCCCUCUCUGCCUGUCCGUCUCUUCUGACAGCAAUGGAAGGUUCAGAGCUCUCGAAUCGCAAGACUGGAAGAACAACCUCAAAGCUCAGAUGGAGCAGGCACACAGUGCUGGGGCAGCUAGCAGCACCGGGUCUCUAGAAAGAGCAUCUCUCUUCUGUGCUUCUGGAUCAAAUACACCGAGCUACAGUUUAUCCAGUCCCGUCGAGCCUCUAACCAAGAGCAAGUCCUCCAGCCGCUUCUCCUUGUUCUCACCUCCCUGGAACAGCAGCUCUGAAUCGGACUCCAACCCACCAUCCCGGUCGGGUUCCAAGAAACUCCAUAAUUACAACAAAAGAGGGGGGAACAAAGCAGAGGACUCCCUGGACUCGAAGCAGAGCAUCCCAGAGCAUUUCCAAUUCUCAGAGCCGGUCAUUGCUAAAGUGACAGACUACAUCUACGUGGGGAAUCUCAACGCUGCCUACAGCGGGCGGAUCCUUUGCAGAAACAGCAUUGACAGUGUUAUCGACAUGAGCAGCUUUGCUGGUGAACACAAGGUGGGCCUCAUCCCCUGUACCUGCUCCCGGGGCACCAAGCACAGCUGGUCCCGCCUCAAGGUUGACAUCAGCGGCCUUUCCGACGAGGAGAGUGUGGCCGUGAAGCAGCGCAGCUUCGAGGACAUCAAUGAGUGUAUUGACGCUUCCACAGAGAAGCGAAAGCGUGUUUUGAUCCACUGCAGGGAUGGGUAUUCGUUGGCUCCCACUUGCAUUAUCCAGUAUUUGAUGGUAAAGCAGAACAUGAGGCUGAUUGCUGCCUAUGAGCUUGUGAGAGCCAAGUACCCAGUUAACAUUCAGGCGUGUCAUCAGAAUCUUCUGGUGAAUUUGGAGAAAUCGCUGAGACCUGGUGGGAACGUGGAUCCAGAGUGCUUCAAACAGGCCAUAUCCCGCAAGAUGGCGUGGACCUAACCUUACUUUGCUCAGUCUGUGGUUAUAGGGACUAAGAAAUUGAGUUCUCAUUUCAGCAAAAGGGACUGCAGGGUAAUUGAGCUAUAAAUGGCUGUAGACUGGCCAAAUCAAUUGAUGGGCUCUGUCUUGCAGGCCAUCAUUACAAUUUUUAGAUUUGAAGGACCCCUUUUGUAGUUUUUAUGGAACCUGGUUUUUAUCAUAAUUUGGACUGGGGACACUAAUAAUGGACACAGAGUACAGACAGUUUUACUUUUGGAACUGUCCAAUUUUUACUGUGUUAUCAGAUGUAUGACUGCUGAAUUUAUUAGCUGUAGGGCAGAAUAAUAGGCCAUCAGCAUGAUUUGUUGUUUAUUGUUAUUAUUAUUAUUAGUAGUAGUAGUUUUAUUGUACCUAGGGGGAUACUGCUGUUUUUGUAAAGCUCAGGUAACAAGGAUGAAUCCAAUGCCUGUCGCUUUAGGGAGAUAGAGGCAAUGAAGUGGUUCACUCCAUACUGCCCAGAAUCACACGGCCAGGGCAGCAGUGCUAGAUCAAAGCUUACAAUAGUAAGGAAAUCAUUUUAAAAUGCAUUUGGUGCAAAGGCAUUGACAGUUAACACCAGAUUGGCAGCUACUGUGAAACAAGUGGCAACUUGUACCUAGGCAGGCAUGUUUACUGCAAGUGCGCCCAGGCAUCCCCGAAUGAAAGAUCUAUUUAUAUACACCCUCAAUGAGGGUUCAUUUGGUGGACGCUGCAAAGUUGUUUUUAUACACAAUUAACAAGAUCCUCUGCGCUUUUAUUGGCUGGACACUAGAUGAUUCCACCCUGGUCCAGAUGUUGUAUUUGUUUUGUGAGUAUCUUUUGUUCGUUUGACUUGAGUGUCCUGACCCACUGAGAUAAUGUUAGGAGCCUCAAAAUACAUUGGAAUUUAUGAAUAUUGCAUUGAACUAAUACCAGCAUUACUUUCUAAGAUGCAUUUUACGAAAUAGUGAGAGUAACUAUUUCCGUACAAAGAAACCUAUGUAGAGUACAUCCAGUGCAGUAAUCGACCAGUUUGUUUAUUUUUUUAUUUUUUAUUUUUUUUAUAGUACCUUUUUUGUGUCUGUUUGUGUUGAUACACACACUGCUGGUAAUAUUUCGUGGAAUAUCCUGGGUCUCUUCCCGUUGUGGCUUGUGAAAACUGAGUAUAUUUUUAACUGGUUAAUAAAUAAAAUAAACUAGUCUUGGUGGUGUAACUACUGUAUAAUACAAUGGCCUGUGCAGUGGCAGUAUUUGUGUUUUUAAUGCAAAAUGUGGUGACCAAUGAAUGAUAUUGCUUUAAUACCAUCAAAAUGAAAAUAUGUAAUUAAUAUAUAUAUAUAUAUAUAUAUAUAUAUAUAUAUAUAUAUAUAUAUAUAUCUCCUGUACUUAUUGCUGCAAUAGCGGUUUGCACCUUUUGAAUAGGAGACGGGGGCAUAGUUGGUAUUUUCUAACUUAAUGUACAGAAUUUUUUUUGUUGGACAGUUUGUCAGUCAUCCUAUUCUGGUUAUAUGAACCUUUGCACUCGGGUGACUUUUUUUUUUGUACGUCCUGUGUUUUUGGUAUUAACAUUUGGAGAUUGAAAUUAAGUUUACAGAUUCUAUUAUGCAUUUUCAUGUUCAUGCCAUGUGUAUUGUACAUAAUGUGAUUAAACGUACAGUGUUGAA
Polyodon spathula (Mississippi paddlefish) is the source of this 3018-nucleotide messenger RNA. RefSeq lists its product as uncharacterized. Gene Ontology annotation, cellular component: cytoplasm. The transcript is spliced from 4 exons. NCBI's taxonomy places the organism in Eukaryota, Metazoa, Chordata, Actinopteri, Acipenseriformes, Polyodontidae. Gene Ontology annotation, biological process: protein dephosphorylation. The record is from RefSeq and is a predicted model, not a curated record. Bases 149 to 1357 code for a protein of 402 amino acids. Gene Ontology annotation, molecular function: protein tyrosine/serine/threonine phosphatase activity.